GGAAGACGGAAAGCAUGGUGUGCCUGAGCUCAGGAAAGGGACGACAGAAUUUGGAGUUGAAUCUGCUCAGGCGUUAGCAGAGACACCUCCCUGGGUCCUUUCCACGGCGUGCGUGUGCGGCAGGCUGACCCUACUCGCUCCCCGCCGAUGCUGCCGGUGUCCCUGCUCCCUGGUUCAUGGUUUUCUGCCGUUUCUUGGCAAAAAUGGCAACCAGUGAUGCUGUUCUGAAGAGACUAGAGAGGAAGGGUGCAGAGGCAGAUGAAAUUAUUGAAUAUCUUAAGCAGCAAGUUGCUCUUCUUAAAGAGAAAGCAAUUUUGCAGGCAACGUUGAGGGAAGAGAAGAAACUUCGAGUUGAAAAUGCUAAACUGAAGAAAGAAAUUGAAGAAUUGAAACAAGAGUUAAUUCAAGCAGAAAUUCAAAAUGGAGUGAAACAAAUACCAUUCCCAUCUGGUACUCUACUGCAAGCUAAUUCUACAGUUUCUAAAAAUGUGAUACAGUCUACACCAUUAACAACUGUAUCCUCUGGUGCUCAAGAACAGAUAAAAGGAAGAGGAGGAGAAGAAAAGGUGAAAGAGAAAACUGAAAAGAAAGGAGAGAAAAAGGAGAAAAAGCAGCAGGCAGUAGCAGGAGGUGACAACUCUAAGCCAAUAGAUGUUUCCCGUCUCGAUCUUCGAAUUGGUUGUAUCAUCACUGCCAGAAAACACCCUGAUGCAGAUUCUUUGUAUGUAGAAGAAGUAGAUAUUGGAGAACCAGCCCCAAGAACAGUUGUCAGUGGCCUGGUGAAUCAUGUUCCUCUUGAACAGAUGCAAAAUCGGAUGGUGAUCUUACUUUGUAACCUAAAACCUGCAAAGAUGAGGGGAGUACUAUCUCAGGCAAUGGUGAUGUGUGCUAGUUCACCAGAGAAAGUUGAAAUCUUGGCACCUCCUACUGGGUCUGUUCCUGGAGACAGGGUUACUUUUGAUGCUUUUCCUGGAGAGCCUGACAAGGAGCUGAAUACUAAGAAGAGGAUUUGGGAGCAGAUCCAGUCUGAUCUUUACACCAAUGAGGAGUGUGUGGCCACGUAUAAAGGAGCUCCCUUUGAGGUGAAAGGGAAGGGAGUGUGUAGGGCUCAAACUAUGACCAACAGUGGAAUAAAAUAAAAUAAAAUGUCUCAUUUACUGAAAUAUAUUGGAAAAAAUUUAAUAACAAUAAAAAGAAAUGUAUUUGUCACUUGUACCUAAAA
This is a messenger RNA of Manis javanica (Malayan pangolin), 1222 nucleotides long. RefSeq names its product aminoacyl tRNA synthetase complex interacting multifunctional protein 1 (gene AIMP1). The record is from RefSeq and is a predicted model, not a curated record. Gene Ontology annotation, molecular function: tRNA binding. Lineage: Eukaryota; Metazoa; Chordata; Mammalia; Pholidota; Manidae.